CGUCACGACGACGAUUAGCGGAAAGAUAAUAUCGACACCGGGCGUGAUUCAGAAUAGUGUCCCGUUUAGUUUUCGUCGAUUAUGACCUGUGCUUUUAUCGUACGGCGUGUUACGAGUGAAAUCGUCGCCAAAGCGUCGACUUUUCACCAGGGACCAGUUUUACCUUUUAUUUCUACUUUAAUUCCGUGACGCAUCGGGGCUCACGAAGAUUUCCUCCUCCAACGAGUAGCGUUCGCGUAUUCACGUCCUUCGUGAUACUCGUCUCACGUCAUGAAGCAGUGACGUAGAUUUGCGAAACUACAGUACACGGGCAUAUGUACCAAGGAACGGAACCACGGAAUGUUGCAUUUACCGAAUCGAUUAUAGAACCCAGUAAUUUGAGUUAAGCGGCUCCAUACUUAUUUCGAACCGGUAUAUCUUUGUAAAGAAACCGAGAGGUUUAAAUAGUCGUGUCGCGUAGAAGUGUUCAGCUUGAGCUGCAUUAUCGGCUGCAUCGUACGCGACAGUGUUGUAGAAUCGUGAUGAGAUCGUCAAAUGUAUAAUUUUUAAACGAUUCGUCGACAAAAUCGAAGAAUCGACGUAGCGUGGUGUAAGUGGCGCGUUAUGUGUAAGUAACUUGAUAAUCGUGAAAUUUCGUGAAGGUUUUUUUCGAGAUCUUAUUAUCGAGCACUGACGAAGGAAACGCAUUCAAGAAGACGCCAUGUUGUUGUAAGCUGAUGAUAAUUAAACGCUAUCAAAGUGAUCGCGGACGACAGAAGCGAUGACUUGUGCGAGCAAGGAACGUUCUUGUUCGUCAGUGCUUGGGCAUGGUGACAUUGGUGCAACAGCAUCAGCAAACAGUACCAGACGAGAACAGCCAUCAGAAGGAUCAAGAUCAAGCCAACAGCAACGCCGUUUCCAAUAACCACGAAGCUGUUAACAAACCUGGCGAGGUUGUACUCCCUGUCAAGGACAUCGUCGCUAGAAAUGGCAGCCUUGUCGGUUCCUCUACGCAGUGCAGUGACUUAGACGAUAAUGACGAAGAGGAAGAGGAGGAAACAGACGUCGAAGAUGGAGACUGGGUACCAGAUUUACCUGUACCUGCGGUGUUUCAGCACCAACAGCAAGUAACCACCGCGGAUGGGAAUGUGGUACUGCCUAACGCAGACACCUCGAAUUUUGGUGAUGUGCGUGUAAAGAACUCGACCAAUGUGCAUCUCGGUAACAAGACCUUUUACAAAGGUCCUGUGACUAUAAAGCAGUUCGUUUACACCAACCCAAUUCCAGUAAAGGAUUACGAUACUGUUGCAAGUGCCUCUAGUCAUAUCAACGCAUCUGAUUUGCCUAAUGCUAACGGAGACGCCAAUAGACCAAUCUUGUCUCAAAAUUCGACCUUUGAAAACGUAACAAAAUGGCUAUGGAAUCAAAGAUGCGUGGCGAUUUUCUUGAUACUAGUCUUAAGUUUCGUGACUGCUGUGGUCGUCGCUUGCGUCUAUAUCUUGACUAGCGCUGCUACUCCACCAGCACCUAUUUUCCCGGAAAUACCAGUUGCAGAUGUAGGAGUGGAGAAUGUACGUUUUGUUACACGAAACGAAUGGGGUGCUCAACCGCCUACAGAGCAAUUGACAAAAAUGAAACUUCCGGUACCGUACGUGAUCAUCAGUCACACAGCUACCGAUUUCUGUUCAACGCAAUCGGAAUGUACGUUUCGCGUUCGAUUUGCUCAGACGUUUCACAUCGAAUCUCGAAAUUGGUCGGAUAUCGCUUAUAACUUUCUCGUUGGCGGUGAUGGACUCGUAUACGUUGGCCGAAGUUGGGAUUACAUGGGUGCCCAAUCCUUUGGAUACAAUAAUAAAAGCAUAGCUAUUUCUUUUAUUGGUACAUUUAAUACUGUUGUACCACCCAAGAGUCAACUGUAUGCAGCGCAACGACUUAUCGAACUAGGGGUAGAAGCUGGUAAAAUUGCGCCAGAUUAUAAAUUACUGGGACAUCGACAAGUCUCUCGGACAUUAAGUCCGGGUGAUGCCUUGUACAGUGUCAUCAAAACUUGGCCUCAUUGGUCGCCAACGCCGUAAAACAUGCUAUAUCAUAUUUUGUGAUAAAUUCAUUGAGCUCUAUCCUAACUGGAGCGUGAACUCUGUAGUAAGAAGUAGAGGCGACGGAGGUCCGAGAGAAAUGCAAAAUGGGUGGUUCCGGUAUUAUCCUAUAGCAAAUUUAUUUGUAGAGGAGGAACAAACGUACGCCGUAACAUAACCUACCCGAGCAUCGCUGAGCAUUGUCGAGUGAGUUACUUUCAGGUUCUUUUCCGUAUAAAAUUGAAUAAAUACAAUAUAAAUUGAAUUGUGACAAAUAAUAAAAUUUAGCUCUAUACCAAAUUGUAUAUAUUUAUAUGAUCUAAAUUAUGGUAUGUAAAUUAUGUAUACUAUUUCAUUAUUAUUACAUUAUUAUUAAUGUUUCUAUCGUUUUAUAUAUAAAUAAAAAGGAAAUAAAGUUCAAAUCUGUACAUAAUUAAUCCGUAAAUAAUUUCUGGAGUGUUGCGAAAUUCAAACAAAGAGGAGUCUGUUCUCUCUCCACACAUAAAUUUGCUAUAGGAUAGUACCACCGGAACCACUCAUCUUGCAUCUCUCUCGGACCGGCUUCUCUCUCGCAGUUCACACUCCAGUUAGGAUAGAGCUCAAUGGAUAAAUUAACUUGACAUUAUAUCUUACAUUUAUAUACUAUGUGUACGAUGAGAAGAAUUUUUUUAUGCACUUCAAUUUGAGAUUAUCAGUUUCACUGCAGGAACGAUUACUCAAAAUAAUAGGCUGCCAACCAUUCAUUCUAACACUAGAAUGAGUCUAAAAGUAGAAUGCGAAGAUCUAAACGUAAAUAGUAUACAAGGAUCUCUCUUUUAGGUUAGUCGAAAUUAGUCGGAAUACAUGGUAUACAAAUUUUUCAUUCUCGACUGCAAAUGUGAUGCGUUUUAAUAAAAUAUUGACGACUAUUGUACUUUAUAGGAUGUUAAAGAUAUCAUUUUUAUAUGUAAGUCGUUCAACGAGCGCUAAUAACGAUGUGUACAUAGUGUAAAAAUACAAAAAGAAUUAAGGAAAAAAUACAAAAAAGCGUAUGUGCAUGUAUGUACGAGUAUUACGAAAUAUUAAAUUUCUAUUGUUAUACAUAAUACCUACUACACUUUGGUUUCUUUAGAGGGAUACAUAAU
Molecule: messenger RNA, 3178 nt
Organism: Hylaeus anthracinus
Lineage: Eukaryota; Metazoa; Arthropoda; Insecta; Hymenoptera; Colletidae
Product: peptidoglycan-recognition protein LC-like
Exons: 4
Coding region: 807-2054 (415 amino acids)
Biological process (GO): peptidoglycan catabolic process
Molecular function (GO): N-acetylmuramoyl-L-alanine amidase activity; zinc ion binding
Source: RefSeq, a predicted model, not a curated record